Molecule: messenger RNA, 276 nt
Organism: Paramecium pentaurelia
Lineage: Eukaryota; Ciliophora; Oligohymenophorea; Peniculida; Parameciidae
Source: the annotation of a GenBank genome assembly
AUGGGGUUGCAUUAGAAGAAUCAAAUUUAGAUAUAAAUUUAAAGGAAUAGGUUUUGGAAAUUGUUGGACAGAUGCUUUCUUUUAAUACAAAAGCUAUGCACCAUUUCUGUAUAGUUUGGGAAUUUAUAACGAGCAAAAGAAAAGUUAUACAUAAGUAUUAAUGGAAAAGGCAUAAAAUUAUAUUCUAAAUGGAGAAUAUCUUAAGUCAACAGAAGAAGGAUUUUUUGGCAUAUUUGUUAUUUUAAACAAAUAUACAGGUCAAGUGAGCUCUCAUGA